Cyprinodon variegatus (sheepshead minnow) is the source of this 1386-nucleotide messenger RNA. RefSeq names its product zinc finger and BTB domain-containing protein 7C-like. The transcript is spliced from 4 exons. Gene Ontology annotation, biological process: regulation of transcription by RNA polymerase II. Gene Ontology annotation, molecular function: RNA polymerase II cis-regulatory region sequence-specific DNA binding; protein binding; DNA-binding transcription factor activity, RNA polymerase II-specific. The coding region runs from base 58 to 1386 and encodes 442 amino acids. NCBI's taxonomy places the organism in Eukaryota, Metazoa, Chordata, Actinopteri, Cyprinodontiformes, Cyprinodontidae. The record is from RefSeq and is a predicted model, not a curated record.
UUUCACUUUAACUACAAGCAAGACGGACAAAGACUGUUACUCGUCUUCCACCAAAAUAUGGAGGGAACAUCCUCUCUCCAGGCCACCGCCACCAGUGCAGCAUUACAUGCAGCAACAUUGCUGGCGACUCUAAACCAUCAGAGAGAUCGAGGUUUAUUCUGUGACUGUGUACUAAGGCAGAGGCGGAGCUCAGACCAGCUCUACCAUGCACACCGGUGUAUUCUGGCAGCCUCCAGUCCAGUGUUGGCAUGCAUCCUGUCCUCAUCUGGCGCUCUUGUGGAACUAGAGGAUCCAAGUCUCUCGGACUCCGUGUUACCUUCCCUUCUGGACUAUAUUUACACCGGCGUUCUUCCAUGCCCUCUCAGCCAACAGGAUUAUCACAGACUGCUCUCUGCUGCCCGCCAUAUGCAGAUGAAAGAACUGCAGGACGCUCUGAAUGCAACCUGGCUACAGAUCCAAGCUAAAGCCUCAGAUGAAAAAAGUGCCCCUGGCAUAGUUGAAAUGUAUUCAGUUAAAGAGACAGAACAUAAUUAUAAAAAUGAUUUGAAGACCUUCAAAGAUCUGCCACCAUCAAUCACAACAUGUUCUUUUCAAAGGCUCGAAACAGCACCUGCAGAGCAGUUUCCUAAUGAAGAGACAUUUCCAGAAGCCCGUAUAAAUUCAGCCAGUAUUGAUCGCAGUACUGAAAAUAAUGAGAGUAUUAGAAAGCACUAUGCAAAUGGUCACAGAAGAAAUGAACCGACUAUUUUAAAUGACUUCAAUACUUUCAGCAUACUUGAAAACAAUGAUAGAGAGAAUACUGGUGACUACAGACAAGUCAAGUCUCCGAUACAAAAGGACCCAAUGAGCCAUAAAACGGACAAAUCUGAGAUACAUAAAAUCUCAAGAGUAAUCCAAUACCAGGAUGAGAGCAAUUCAUCUGACCUUCUAGAACUACAUACAGGACAGAAAAUCCCAGAAGAUAAGCCACUCCAUGUAUCUGAGGACAGAAAGAGACGCUCCUCAUCUUCUUCAUCAUCACCACACCGAUUCUGCGAGGCAGUGCCUGUCAUCUGUCACAGUAGCCGAGCUGCUGUCCUGCAGAAUUCAGAAGUCUCUGCAGGGCGUCCUCACAAUCAAGCAUUGCAGCCUCUUCCCAACAUGGGUGAUUUCUCCCUCUCAGUCAGCACAAGCAAUGACACAUUUAUCAAAGCUAUUAGCACUGAGUGCAAAGCUCAAAAUGGAGUCCCAAAUCAGGACACCAGAAGAACUAUACGGCACACUAAUGACCGCAAGGGGAACAAGGAUUACAAUAGCAACAAUUUGCAUCUCUUUAGAGCAGACCUGGGACCUUUUCUGAGUCUGAUAGUCGAGGAGACAGCAAAGAUAGAAGCCUUCUUUAUAUAA